Pseudoliparis swirei is the source of this 2527-nucleotide messenger RNA. It is a transcript of the gene arsa, whose product is annotated as arylsulfatase A. The transcript is spliced from 8 exons. The record is from RefSeq and is a predicted model, not a curated record. Gene Ontology annotation, molecular function: arylsulfatase activity. NCBI's taxonomy places the organism in Eukaryota, Metazoa, Chordata, Actinopteri, Perciformes, Liparidae. The coding region runs from base 1 to 1500 and encodes 499 amino acids.
AUGGACUUCCGCUUCUACGUGUUGACAAGUCUCCUGUUGUACACCUGCUCGGCUUCAAGGCCGAACGUUGUGCUUCUUUUCGCAGAUGAUUUAGGUUUCGGAGACUUGGGCUGCUAUGGACACCCCAGCUCACUCACUCCGAACCUGGACCGCCUGGCAGCGGGAGGUCUCCGGUUCACAGAGUUCUACUGCAGCAGUCCCGUCUGCAGCCCGUCCAGGGCAUCGUUGUUGACGGGGCGCUAUCAGACCCGCUCAGGUAUCUACCCAGGAGUGUUGUACCCAGGCUCUAGAGGCGGUCUUCCUCUAAAUGAGACCACCAUUGCUGAAGUGUUGAAACCUCUGGACUAUGCUACCGCUGCCAUGGGGAAGUGGCACUUAGGAGUUGGGGCCAAUGGGAUGUUUCUUCCAACCAGGCAGGGGUUCGACCAUUACCUGGGGAUCCCCUACUCCCACGACAUGGGACCCUGUCACAACCUGACUUGUUUCCCUCCAGAUGUUAAGUGUUUUGGAUUGUGUGAUGUUGGCACUGUGACUGUCCCACUAAUGCACAAUGAGGUCAUCAUGCAGCAGCCAGUCAACUUCCUCGAUCUGGAAAGGGCUUACAGUGAUUUUGCAACCGGUUUCAUCUCUGAGUCAGCCAAGAAAAAACAACCGUUCUUCCUCUACUAUCCUUCCCAUCACACCCACUACCCUCAGUAUGCAGGUCCAGGGGCAGCCGGGCGCUCUCUAAGGGGCCCGUUUGGAGAUGCUCUUUUGGAGUUUGACAACACGAUAGGAAACCUUAUGAGAACUCUGGAGAAGACGGGAGUGAUCAACAACACACUGGUGUUCUUCACUUCAGACAAUGGGCCUGAACUGAUGCGUAUGUCUCGGGGAGGGAACUCUGGCCCUCUGAAAUGUGGAAAAGGCACCACUUAUGAGGGGGGUAUGAGAGAGCCGGCCAUCGCUUUCUGGCCAGGGACCAUCAUGCCAGGCGUGACCCAUGAGAUGGCCAGCACUCUAGAUAUCCUCCCCACCAUUGCAAGUCUGACAGGAGCCAAACUACCCCAGGUGAUGCUGGAUGGGGUCGAUAUGACAGACAUCCUUGUCAACCAAGGAAAGAGUAAAAGGGAGGCGAUGAUGUUCUACCCAACUGAUCCCAGUGAGAAGUAUGGCCUGUUUGCUCUCAGGCUGGGGAAGUACAAGGCCCACUUCUAUACACGAGGUGCUACCCACAGCGGCACUACCCCGGACCAAGACUGCUCAGUAUUUGCAGUCCUCAAGGCCCACAACCCCCCUCUUAUUUUUGACCUGGAGGCUGACCCUUCAGAGCACUACCCUCUCCCCCUGAUGGGAAAACCCGACCUCCAAGCCGUAUUGGAAAGGAUCAUGAAAGUCAAGGUGCAGUUUGAAGCCUCCAUGCUGUUUGGAGAGAGCCAGAUAUCAAAAGGAUCCGACACAAACCUGGAGCCUUGCUGCAAUCCUCAGUGUAGCCCCAAGCCCAGCUGCUGCAAGUGUUGAUGUGGAGCAGACUGGAGUACUGCCCUGAUUAUUGCCUCAAGGUUGUUCUUGUAAUUAUCUGAUGAUGUAUUGUUAGUGAACAGCUGCAAUAUAAUUGCAUAAUUACAGUUUGUACUGAAAAAUAACAUUGCAAAAAAUCAUUUUCCUCUAUGAAUAGAUGAUUUUUUAAAUAUUUAUAUUGACUACAUUGAGAACUAAAGUAUACCAAUGUACUGUUUAUUUCCAGACUAUUUGAAGACAUGUUUAAUUCCUUACAUCUUUUCACCUCAACAUUCUUUGUAAUCAUAACAUUUUGAAUAGAUGUAUGGAUUUUAUGUGAAAUGCUUUGCAAUCCCACAAAGAAAAAGUGUGAUCUGAACAAUAACGACAACAAAAAAGAUUUCGGACAUCAAGCAUAUAUUUUAUUCAUAAGACCAAACCCAUAAGGCAGAAUGAUUCUUUUGUCAUUUUUUUCUGCAUGUUUCCCUGGAAUUUUUAUUAAUUUUACAAGUCCUUGUUUUUAAAGAUACAAGAUAGGAUAUGUUUGUUCUGUCACAUAAUGUUUGCUCUAGGUAUACAGUGAAGCAUCUUGUUAAUGUAUUGAAGUCAAAAGUUUGGUUUAACUGUUAAUGCAUGUCUGAGCGGCUAUAUGGGACUAGAUCAUCCUCAGAGGUUGUUUUUGUUUAGCUGUGUGGAAAGAAGGUGUUUAACUGGGCUGUGAUGAGAUAGAAAAACAUAAUCAGAAGCAAAUAGACACAGAUCUGUAAGAGGAGCUUAAAGGUGAUUACUAUAAUCGGCAAUACGCAAUAACAGUUUUCAAGUGGCAGCUGACUCGGUCACUACUCAUCUCUAACCAGGUCAGUCGUCUGGUGGGUGUAUGUCACACUUAUGAUGUCACAUCUCACAAACGUGCCCUAAAUGUGCUGCUAAAGCCUAUCUGCAGAGAAUUAUGAAGUUGGCAGGCAAUAAUCCAAAUUACACCUGUUUCCCAGAUUCUGAGUUAACAUCUAAAACAUAAGACACUGAAAUUAAAUUAUUGCAGAUCAGA